Colletotrichum higginsianum IMI 349063 is the source of this 861-nucleotide messenger RNA. RefSeq names its product Regulator of g-protein signaling. Bases 1 to 861 code for a protein of 286 amino acids. NCBI's taxonomy places the organism in Eukaryota, Fungi, Ascomycota, Sordariomycetes, Glomerellales, Glomerellaceae. The transcript has a single exon. The record is from RefSeq and is a predicted model, not a curated record.
AUGCCAUCAACUACAUCCACCACCCCAGCAACAUCGUCUUCCCACCUCCCGUUGGACGGUUUCUCGCGUGUCCGUCACCUUUUCAACCCUUGGGAGGAGCCCCAUCCAGGCAAACGACUACCUCUCACAGUGGCGGAAGAGGCGAGCAGGGACUCUGAGAAGGUUGCGCUCGCUGGUUCACAACACAUCGACGGUGGAUGUAACGGUGGUAUGACCGCAAAGGAACUGAAUCCGUACCGCAACAGUCGGCCCUGGCUGGUACGACGCCCGAUCCGCGUUCGAUCACGAACCCCAGCUCCGCUCAAGAUCACGACCGAGAUCGCCGACGAUGCAAAGCUCGAGUCGAUGCCGCCAGUUCAGAAUGUCGUGGUACCCUCCCCCGCAAUGGCCACUCCUGCCAUCCCUGCCGCCAUACCGGAGGCGGACGGCAAGAAGCCUGAUGCCGAGGCCAUGGCUGUUCCGGCGGCGGCGGCGGCGGCGGCUGCCGCGGAUGUCAAGUCAAGCGAGCUGCCACUGCCGAUGUCCCCACCGAUCGACUGCCAAUUCACCGACUUUUCCAACCUACUUGGCAUCAGCGUACAGUCUCCGCCGGAUGAGGAGGCCGUCCCCGUUGUCCAGAGCGAGAACGGUUCGUACUGCCAUGCUGCGCCUGACGAAGACAUCUACGGCUGGGAUGCCGAGCUCGAGCGGCAGAGCCAACACAGCAGUCCGACCUUGUCAUGCCCGUACGACCAGGACUACCAGUACCGCCGGACUAGCAUGACGAAGCGCAGUCUCCUGCAUCGCGUUUUCAGCAUGGGGAAUGCCCCCAAAGACUUUGACAGCGUUGACAUACGCCGAGCUAGCAGCACCUCCAGCUAG